Capsella rubella is the source of this 513-nucleotide messenger RNA. RefSeq lists its product as uncharacterized. The transcript has a single exon. Lineage: Eukaryota; Viridiplantae; Streptophyta; Magnoliopsida; Brassicales; Brassicaceae. The record is from RefSeq and is a predicted model, not a curated record. The coding region runs from base 1 to 513 and encodes 170 amino acids.
AUGUUCCUCUGGAAGAGUUUACAUGGUGCUCUGCCAACAAAACAACGACUGUUGGAAAGACAUUUGGAUGUGGUUGUUGAUUGUUGUAGGUGUGGAGCAGCAGAAUCUAUUCUGCAUUUUCUCUUUAGCUGCCCCUUUGCACAGGAAGUAUGGGGACUGGUUCCCUAUAAGCAAGCCCUUUCUUGCAGCCAGGUGGAUAGUGUAAGAUCAGGUCUGCUCUUGGCAAAUUCGCUCAUCUAUCUUCCACCCACAGGAUUAUCUGCUGGACCGUUAGCACCUUGGAUAUGCUGGAAUCUAUGGAAAGCUCGGAAUCAAAGGGUGUUCAAUAACCGGUGUUUUAGUGCUAAUGAGGUUAUGUUAAGAGUGCUCUUGGAUGCGAAAGAAUGGUGUGAAGCUCAAUUUACUAAUUAUUUUGGUCAAAGGUCCCAAGAGAACUUCACAAUUAAGCGUGCUUAUGUUGGAGUAGUCCAAGGAUGGGUGACCUUUCGAGAAGUGGUUGUCGGAACUGAGUGA